Messenger RNA from Ornithorhynchus anatinus (platypus), 918 nucleotides. Its product is annotated as vomeronasal 1 receptor ornAnaV1R3252. Gene Ontology annotation, cellular component: membrane. The record is from RefSeq and is marked inferred. The coding region runs from base 1 to 918 and encodes 305 amino acids. Lineage: Eukaryota; Metazoa; Chordata; Mammalia; Monotremata; Ornithorhynchidae. The transcript has a single exon. Gene Ontology annotation, molecular function: pheromone receptor activity. Gene Ontology annotation, biological process: G protein-coupled receptor signaling pathway.
AUGAUUUUCUUCCUGGCUCAGACCGGCUUUGGGCUCCUGGGAAAUUCAACGCUGCUCAUAUUGUAUAUCAACAUCUUCAUAUCUCAUCCCCAUCAGAAGAAGUCCACACACCUGAUCCUCACCCACCUGACCAUGGCCAAUACAGUAAUGCUUCUCACCCAAUGUGCCCCCGGAGUAGUGAUGGCCUUUGGACUGAAGACUCUCAUAGGCACCAUAUGGUGCCAGAUCAUCUUGUACAUCAGGAGGGUGGCCAGGGGCCUUUCCAUCUGCACAAUGUGUCUUAGCGUGUUCCAGGCCAUUUUCAUCAGUCCCAACACUUCCCACUGGGCCUGGCUCAAACCCAGAGCUUCCAGAUGCAUCCUGCCUUCCUUCCUCUUCUUCUGGAUUCUCAAUCUGCUAGUUGAUAUGAAUUUAGUUCUAAAGAUCGUAAUAGGCAUUAAGAAUUUCAGCACCACUGUCAGUGUUUACAGAAGUCAGUCCUGUUCCACUGCCAUGCGGGGAAGUGACUUGAAUAACGGUGCUUUUUUAAGUCUCAUGACUAUGAGAGAUCACUUCUCUGUGUUUCUCAUGAGCUCAACUAGUGGCUACAUGGUGAUGGUACUACAACAACACCAGAAGCAAGUCCAGCAUAUCCACAGCACCAGCCUCUCCCCCAAAUCUUCUGCAGCGGCCAAAGCCACCCAGACCAUCCUGCUCCUGGUCAUUUCCUUUGUUUGCUUUUACUGCAUCAACUCCAGCCUCAAUCUGAUAAUGUAUUCUUUGCUGGAGAAUGAUUUGAGGCUUUAUGAUAUGGUAUUAAUUCUGGGUGCUUGUUACACCUUCAUCUGCCCCUUCAUACUGAUCAGCAAAGAUCCCCGGAUCCUUAGCAUUCUGGGCAUCCUUAAAAAGAUGAGAAAUCACUUGUCCCCUGGAUUCUAG